AUUCGCUUGCGUCGUUGUGUACAGUGCGGACGGUGGUAAUCAAAGUUAAUAUCCCACCACCACCAACACCACAACCACAACCAACACCACAACCAACCACAACCUUUACGAUUCGUACAACUUUUGCUUCGUUCGUGAAGCGAGCCCAGAGAUCUUCGCGGGCGAAUCGUCUUAGCCCCGAGAAAUAUCUCCUCGGCCUUGUUUCGUGUUGCCAGCGUGGUGGUGCUGGUGGUGGUGGUAGUGGUGGUGGUGGUUAGUAGUGGUGUUCGUGGUGUGGGUGUCUUUUGUUUCCACCACCAUUCGCUUGUUAACAGCGGCAAGCGGCAGGCGGCGAUGGGAGUCCUCGUGUCGCGCUUCCGAAGGGCCAAGCCUUCUACCAUACAACAGUUAGAAACACUGGAAAAGGACAUGACCGACUUGGAGGAGCGCAGCGAGAGGACGCAGCGCCUCCAGCGCCUGUGGAUCGGCCGUCUCAUCUUCUACUCGUCGGCCGCCUACAUCGUGGCGGCCGCCUUCCUUUGGUUUUGGAGUUUCCCCAAGGAGUGGAUGGACUGGAUCUUCGCUGCACUGCCCUUGCUCCUGUUUCCUGUCUUAGUGUGGCUACUCAAGAGGUUUAUGAGCUGGUGGUUCGUGAGAAGGACGCAGAGCAACUACACCGCUCUAGAAGGGCUCAAGGAGAAAAAGCGGAAAAUCCUCGAGGAGGUGAUGGAGAAGGAGACCUACAAGACGGCGAAGGAAAUCCUCGAGAGAUUCGAUUCGGAGGCGAAGAAGGCAAAGGAGCUGGAGCAAGCUGCCAUCGCCGCAGCGUCAGUCGGGCAAGAGCUGCGUCAGCGCACGCCGUCGCAGCGGGGCGUCAACGACCCCCCCGCGGUAUCGUCUCCGCUCGGACCUCACUCCGGCCCCCCAAUGCAGACCCCCGGCAGAGGCCCCCCGGGACCCCCACCGGCGGGCAGAGGGGGGAGCCCCAGCGUGCCGAGCACUCCCGGGGGUCCUGGGACUGCCCCCGGGGGCCCCCCGGAAAAGGGGUUGCUGGCGGGGGUGGGGGGCGCGUCGGGGACUCUUGCGCGAAGACCCAGCGGCCAUGUUGCCGCCACCACUGCUGCCGCACACGCGGGUUUCUUUCCGCCCCCCCACCUUGGUAUGCACCCGCCCGGGCCUCCCCUCCCCAGGCCCGUGCUGCCGCGGGAGCGCGGCGUUGCCGACCGCGUUAUCGAGUACCUGGUGGGCGAUGGCCCUCAGAACCGGUAUGCUCUCAUCUGCCAGCAGUGCUUUUCCCACAACGGGAUGGCGUUGCGAGAAGAAUUCGAAUACAUAGCAUACCGCUGCGCCUACUGCUUCUCGCUGAACCCCGCGCGGCGAACGCGGCCCAUCGCCCCACGCUUCGGGGACUCAGGGGCCCAGGCCCAGCCACAAUCUCGCCCCGGCUUCAACACCGCCGCCGCCACCGCCGCAGGGCCUGCCCCAACCGCGGCCGGAGCAGACGGCGAUAAGGCGGCCCCAGCAGUGGGCGAUGCAGCGUCCGACGUGGAGGUCGCUGAAGAGGAGCUACCACAUGUUGCUGCCACCACCGCCGCUGAUGAUGCUACUGCUGAUGAUGAUCAUCCUGCCUCCGAGGAGGCGAGUCCUGGAUUCGUCUCCCUUCCGGAGGGAGAUCCGGUGGUUCCGCAGGAAGGGACGGACAGAGAUGGAGCGAGCACAGCUGAGAGCGUCUCACCCGCGAGUCUCAGCGACGUGGAGACUCUGGAAGCGGAGCCCCCAGCAACCGGGCAGGCUGAUAAAUCGGCUGACGAGAGCAUGGACGUCUCCUAAUACUUCCUCCCUGGCGGUCAAUUUUGUUUGUUUUGUUUUUCGUUCUCUGAAUAUUUAUUUCAUUUCCGUGGUACGAGCGGUUGGCGUUUAACGAUUGCAUGUUCGUCGGUUGAAAGGUAUUCCAACGCAAUCAGAUUUAACAACGCACGAAGAGAGGGCUGCUCUUCCAAACAGCCCUAAGCCACGGGUCUUAUUUGUUUUCAAACCGGUUUACUCGAUUCCCCAGUUGUGAAAGGGUUUUCCGUCAUCCAUUUCCACAAAAAAAGCUCUGCUGGAUUUAGAAAUAAUUUCUUGCAAUCACCAUUUCGCGUGUCUGGUCGUCGUGAGCUUGAGAUUGAAUUCCGGGACGUCCUCGUUUUAACGCGGUGGUAGAUGCGUUUCUGAUAAGUACCGCGUUAAGCGAAAACAAUUUCCCCGUAAAUAAUGCGACGACAGAGUUUGGCGAGCUACGACGUACGCACACCAUGCAGUGAGGUUUGCGAAACAAAUCACUGAGGGUGCGCAUCACUCCACCUACUGUAUCGCACUGCUCAGCCGCGCAGCUCGUGAAAGUAGUUCGUCGUCAACCGCUCCGAAAUCGCGUUAUAACGGUGUCCGUUACGCGCUAUAACGGUGCGCCUUCCGCGUUAUAACGGCGCGCAUUUUGUGCUAUAACGGCGCACGUUUUGCGUUAUAAUGGCGCGCUCGUUAGGCGUUCUAACAGCGCGCGCGUUCCGCUUUCUAAUGGCGUACGUGGAGGGGGGGGGGGGGACACGUCGAUGAACGACGAUACAAAAUGAGGCGCCAAAAAUUAAGGAAAAAAAACAAGAAUCGAGUAUUGAUUCGAAUGACCGCUCUCAAUCACCAGAGUUGGUUCGAACCCACCAACUGGCGGUGGAGAAUCGUUACGUGCUUACCAAUCGCCCGUUGUUGCAGUGUUUUGCUUUGGCUCGCCGGGUGUGCGCUCCGCGGUUCGCUAAGCGUGUUGUUUUGGAGACGACGUCCCGACGAUCCGCUUCUUCCCGGAAGACCGAAACGCAUGCGAGUUGGUUCGCCUCCUCCCGCUGUUUCUAAACGACGUCGAGCGAAAACGUCGGAUUCUGGCGAAACAACGCGUUGGCAUAUGCAACCGACGAAACGUGCGGGAGAUCUGCGCAACACAACCGCGAAAUCCUUCGCAGUACAAACCCUGUGGUUUUUGGUUGGUGUUUUUUUUCAAAUGCUACUACUGCCAAGUCGCGACAGCCACCGGUGAAUGCACUGUAAGUCACGCGGAAAAACGAGAAAAUCAAACAAAAGACCUUUGGCAUUGUUCGCUAGAGUAGGUAGUUACGUACCAGUGCCAAAUUCGACAAAAAUUCGUAACUAGUCCACACUGUAGAAUUUAGGUGAACUGUCUCGAUACGCUAAGGCUUGAGAGUUCUGUGAAUGAGAUACGUGUUUAUUUCAUUGAGUUUAAGUAGCAUCAUUUGGAAAAGUCGCUGUUGGCGCUUAUGUCUGUGGCUGUGUGUCCAUUGAAAGUGUUUAGCCCCGUGAAUCUAUAUCUGGUUGAACAGAAAUAGAUGCGCCAAGCAGAAAUACCUUAGACGAGUGGUGGAGAGAACCUUUUCCUUACCUAGGGCCGGAUAGGAAAUUUCACUUAUUUUUGGCGAGCAAACUGUACAUUUUCACACACACGCACACACACACACACGUUGAGCACACCUCAUUCACAACCGGUGCUGCAAGAGGGCGCACCAUUGCAGUGAUCGAUGAUUGUGGAUAACAGGAAGGAUAGGAUCCCGCAGAGAAUAGGAGGGUUUUUUUGCGGGUCCCACAGCUCCCGCGGAUAACGGGAGUUUGGGGGGCAAUCGGCGGGUCGCGGUUGAGAGAGAGGAGUUCUGCUGCAAUUCGCCAACGGGUUUUGCGUUGGAAACGUCGCCUCGGCGUUGGGACACCUCUGAGUCCGGCACCGGCCUGAGUACCUUGGAUUUGAGACCUCGGCGACCCGCCUUGGUCGAACAGCCGAGUGGGUCGCGUUGUCGGUUUUAUUGAGUGAACGUUUCAGCUCGCGUCCCCCCACGAACAGUAAAAGCCAUAGGAUUCCAGGUGGUGAAUGCACUUAAGAUGAAUGCGCGAUAGAAAGAAGAAAAAUAAAAUAGUUCUCGUGGUGUGUGUGUCCCCCCCCCUCCCAUCCGGGUGCGGUUCCUACGUGAAUUUUUUGAGGGUUCGUAAAUUGGAAAGGUAAAAUAAGGUGGCCGGAUGACUCGGUUGGUCAGAGAGACUGAGCCGCUACUGCUGGGAAGCUGGGUUCGAAUCCAGGCUCUCAAGCGUAGCGGGGUCGAUGGUCUCAGUCGCCGUUGGCUGCACAAUGAACCCCCAUUGCAUUAAGUUUUUUUUAAAUGUAUUUUUACACGCUUCAUUUGUCUCCGUUCCAAGAUACAAGAAAUGUUGAUUUGACACUCGAUGAGCACUCUUUGUGGGGCACGUAUUAAAGUUGUGCGGCUGGGGGAGGUCUGGAUAAAGCGGUUUGUUGAAGCGUGGUCAUCAGUAAUUCCGAGGUCGUCUUAACGAGGUGGUCCUCCACUGCUCGCCGCGUGAGUUCCGAGUGGGGAACAUCUUUUGUUCCAGGACCGCAACGUCGAUGGAGGAACAAUUGGAAGGCGCACUAGGGGAGAGGGGGGGGGAAGACAACAUUUAAUUUUUGAAAUGUUGACAGCGUUGAGUGAACCCUGAUUGUAUAUUGAUUGUAGAUUCAUGACAGGUCAAUCCCGAGUCAUUUGCGUAAAUUGUGCUUCAGUUACAGAAGGACCCAGAAUUGGAUCAAGGUGCUUCUCUGUUACCCAGUUACUGUUAGCCCCCCACUUGGGGCAUUAUUAAAUAUAAGUUUGAUGUGAAUCCAUGACAUUUCAUAGUGUCCACACGCCUUCAUUGUGGGCAGGCGUUUUGAGUUAUCUUGAGAUGCGUUUUACGGGUUCUACCGCUGUGCAUGUCGGUGGACUUUUGGUGCCGAGAGCUUCUUCCCGGGAGCUGAUGCAUUAAAAAAAAGCUGCAUAAGCCGUUUGGAGCGAAACGUCGGACAGCACGCGGCACGACUCGAAACAAACAAACUCGUCUGACAGUCGUAUACAAGCUCGACCGUGAAAACAAAAAACUUGCGCAGUUGCAAGUCCGUUAUUUAAGUGUUAUUGUUGUUUUGCCGUUAUUCUUUCCGUGACACCGUCUCUAAAUACAGGGUGACCCAAAAUAAACGGGCCCCAACUCUAAUAGGCCCCGUGUGCACGGGGCCCGUUUUUUUUGGGUCACCCUGUAUAUGCGUUUCACCAAAGUAAUUGCCUUGACUGACGUCUCGGCUUGCUCGUGUGCUGUCGACCACGCGGAAGCUCUGCUUCGAUGUCACGGCGGGUCCACUCGUCAAUCUGCCGCCUGGACGACGAGGUGCCCCUUGGCGCGACGUGGGGGGAGGGGGGUCGUUUUGGGUUCGUUGAUUCGCCAUAUCAUGGCCACUCUCGCUGAGAUUGGGAAAGGCAGGGAGCAUAGACGUACGGGCAUAAGUGUACAGUCCAACAUGUCCCAUCGUAAAGCAACAGCGGCAAGGCUGAUCGUUCACCGUGCUUGUUCGGUCCAAGCAGACACGCCGUUCAAGGGCUGCACAUUCGUAUUAGUUGAGAAAUAUUGGUGUUAGCUGCAAACGUAAUCUAUCUUAACAUUAUUUAUUCGAACACGAUUAAACCCUAGAGGUGAUUUGUCGCUUAAUCCGAAAAAAAUCCCCAAAUUUGACCCCGAUGUGCGAAGUUUUGCAUGAUCCAAAUUGUUUUGCUGUCUUAUCAUAUUUGUCUGAAAGUGUGACGUCACAAUAAGUGACGUCACAACGCGUGGCGUCACUUGUGUGACGUCACCGUGUUUUCCCCAUUAAAGGUACAGUCAUGCUUCACUUGUGCUUUACAAUAUAAAUAUUAAAAUGUUUACGUUGACAUUUUUUUUGCACUCGAGCAACUGAUGAUAGCAUUCUACGAUUAACAUUGAAAGUGAUUCGAAUGGUUGUGUUUGGUGUAUAAAUAAUGAACAUUUUAGAAAAACGUGACCUUUAAAAUGAAAAAGAUGUAUAAAAAUUGGCCCUAAAAAUAAAUCCGUAUAUGCACAAAUAAAUGUAAUCCAUAGCUCAUCCCCUUAUCCCUCGUCACAAGAGGUCCACGUGCAAUGGGAUUGUCCACGAGCCCAGACCAGAUGCUUCGUUCGUAGGCACCGCUGCCUCUGACUUUAGUCACGCCAGUGCGCUUUCACGCGACCAGUAACGGCGACUUGUGCGUUCGAAACGAGUGGAGUUGUCAAGCAGUUCGCUCGUGUUGGCCGUUUCUUUUUUAACAAAUCUGUACGAACAGAGCCGUCCCCUGGGGUAACACAGCGAAUCGGGGCGACCGCCCCGGGCCCCGCGCUUUGGCGGGGGGUGGGGGGCGGCCCGCCCCGCCCUUCGACGUCACGGUGUCAGAUGUCAUAAUAUUCGGUUUGGUUUGAAGGCGUCGGGUGUGGGGGGGGGGGCACGAUGUGAUUUUUUUUCCCCCCUGGGCUUCGCAACCCCCCCCCCCCCCCCAGUGCCGGAUUAAGCUAGUACGCGGGGCCUGUUGCAUAUCUUAUAAAGGGGCCUAAAACAAAUGUUAAAACACAAAUGUUUAACUUGCACGGUGAAGUAAUUAAUUUGCUAUACAGCCGGAUGGAUAAUACGACAAAUCACCAACCUUAAACAACCAGUCGUUCUUAAAAGUUGAAGGCGGUACAGUGCUAUAGUAAUAGAGCAAGUGCAGAAUCACUGAACCGGAAUUGAUGGCUUGAAAGCAUUUAGCGCGGGGCCCGUAGCAUAUGUUACUUUUGCUACUCGGAUAAUCCGGCCCUGGUUACUAAUCAGGUGGUUGGUUACCAGUAGCCUCUCGAUCAAAAGGACGACGCCAUCCGUUCACGUCCACCUCCAUCCGUUCACGUCCACCUCCAUCAUGGUCGGUGGCUGAGCGAGUGGUGGUCUUACUUUUGAUCUUGCCUGUGGGGUGGGAGGGGGCUGGCUCUCUGUGGGCCGUGGGUUCCACAGCGCAGGUGCACCGCCUGCACACUCGAUAGCUACGCCACUGGCGGGGGGUGUGGGGGGGGCCUUUAGGCCCACGUGGCAAUCGAAGUGUGAGCUGGGCAUCGUAUGUAUAUGUGUGUAUGUUUAACUUCUUUCGCACCGUACGUAGCCAACUGCGAUCAUUCGAGGUGGGGGAGCGGGGAACGAACAACAAUCUAGACAGCAGUUCGAAGGCGAUGAGUUUUUCAAUCUUGUCUGGGGGUCGUUGCGAGUCUGGACGUGCGAAACGCGAGGCUCGCUUUGAAGAGUGCAACACCGCGUGGAACGUGCACGAAUUGAGUGGAGAGUUGGGGGUGUGGGUAAGGAAAACUGUGUAGCGUGCGAUUGUGAAACUCAAAAAUGCGAUUAGAAAUUCGCGUUCAAUGUCGUCUUUUGGAAUGGGAAAUCGACUCAAACGAAGCAAGGUUACAUUUUGAAAGAAAUUUUUUUUUCUGAAAAAACGCGAACCGAUACUUAGAUAUACAUACACACACAGCAGCACCGGUGGACAAUGACAGCAUGCUAAUGCAGGGAGCAUGGGUUGACUUAACGUCACGUUCACGGUUAGCGCGUACAACAUUUACUGAAGCCACCACGUGUGCAGCACGCGAACGUAGGCAAACUGCGUCUCGUGUGCAGAAUUGUGCCCAAAACAAUUGCCGAUGUCGCAGCUCUGCAAUGUUUUUUCUGGCUGUUACCACCUGCGGAAGGCUGCAGCACGCCCAGUGAAACGUCGGUACAUCGCGCGGUGCAGCCGGAGAGAAUCGCAUCGGAGAUAGCCGUGCGUCACCACAGUUGUACGGUGGCGUCAUCUCGAUAUGCAAAGCAUGCUGGGUGUUCCUCCUAUUGCUUUGCUAUUUUGGAAGUCUUUGCGGGGCGCGUGUUUUGUGUUCAUAUAUAAUUUGUUUGUGGCCUGCAUGCAAUUUUUCUUCCGGCUUUUUCAAAUACCUCCGCAGCUGGAGGAAGUGUUCAAACGCGUGUUUACGCACGCGCGCAUGGUAUUAUUACGUUUAUCAAUGACCCUUAACCUCAUUUGCAAACCGUGUAAGUGUUGCGAGCAUGUUGGUUUUUAAAUUACACGCGUAUUUUUUUACGUAUUGUGGUGUUGUUAAUUUAUAUGCGUAUUACAAACAAACAAAAACGUUGCAUGAUGCUUUCCACAUAAUUUAUUUGACCUUACCCGUUCAAGAUGUUUGUUUUCCAUCUGUCGUUAACUUUAGAAUAAGCAUGCCGGUUGAAGUGUGUAUACUUUGAAGUCCGUUCGUGGUUUGGCGUUUAAAAGGCUUUGGUGCUGAUGGUAGCGCAAUGGAAGUAACCCGAAACCAAUCGCCAGGGUUUUUUUUUUGUUCAAGAAAUACGAUUCAAUCACACGACGAGACAAUUAAUUUCUGAUUGGCAUGCUGCUUGUGGAGAUGUUAAUGGGGUCAGCACACUGGAAUUGAAAUCCCAGAGGGUCCCACCGGCUUGAUUCAUCCUCCUGGCGUUGCAGUUGAAGACGUUCGCGCGAGUUUCUUCAAUCCCACCUCCGCCUCUGCCCACGCAGCGGUGUCCGAUGGGUAACGCCGCAGCAAUGCAAUCGGCAGGUUCGCUCGUGGUGUGGUGGGGUCAAAUUUGGGUAACUCCUACCUCAUCGAAGAUGUCUUGCAAAUGUGGAAGAGUAAGCCAAAUCGCCCCCACCCCUCCCUCGGAUAUCUCGAGUUGAUGCUCUUCUACCAGCAGUGGCUUGCGUAUGACAUUGCAGGGCCUGCACCUUUCCCUUGUCGCUUGCGGUGGUGGGGGGGAAAGAACAAAAACAUGAGCAGAGUGAAUCACAACCAAUGUCCACCUCCCAGUGCGGGGGGGAGGGGGGGUGUCGUAACGAAGGCAGGAUUCCCCCCUAUCGCCACCAUCGCACAUUGGCAAAUGGAAUUUUAUUGAAACGAAGAAGCGACACAAAUAUGAAUCGUUUGUGUCGCAGAGUGGCCGGGGAGUCUGGCUGGCCCGUUGUUGUGUUUGGCAGACGCGGGCCACUUUGGAAAGACAGGUGGGGAAAAUAGCUUAACGGCCAUAAUCACCGGUCACAUCCCGUCCCAACUUCCCCCCCCCCCCCCCCAAAGCUGUUUGUCUUAGCAUCGCUGCCAAGUUUCUCAUCGUGCGAUUUUUGUGUCUCCAAGUAAGAAUUUUCCUUUUUUUUUAAAGCAAAGGCUCAGCCCCCGCAAUUGCUUGCUCACGCCUCUGCUGGCAGAAGGGUCUCCGCUAUUAACGAGAGAGAGAGAGAGCUCCCUCCGUACAAGGCUAUUUGGGCCUACUCGUCCACACUGGCAGGACGUUUCCAGAAGGGGUGACAUUACCCACACGCUUUACCGCACCUCACGCGACCUGCCGAUCAACAGUUGCUGCUGGGUGAGCAAAGGUUGGAGUGGGUGGAUGGGUUAGUAGUU
Molecule: messenger RNA, 9282 nt
Organism: Lethenteron reissneri (Far Eastern brook lamprey)
Lineage: Eukaryota; Metazoa; Chordata; Hyperoartia; Petromyzontiformes; Petromyzontidae
Gene: LNPK
Product: lunapark, ER junction formation factor
Biological process (GO): endoplasmic reticulum tubular network organization
Cellular component (GO): endoplasmic reticulum tubular network
Source: RefSeq, a predicted model, not a curated record